This is a messenger RNA of Lottia gigantea (owl limpet), 768 nucleotides long. RefSeq lists its product as hypothetical. NCBI's taxonomy places the organism in Eukaryota, Metazoa, Mollusca, Gastropoda, Lottiidae. The record is from RefSeq and is a predicted model, not a curated record. The transcript is spliced from 3 exons. Bases 1 to 768 code for a protein of 255 amino acids.
AUGGCAGAAAAAAAUUAUAGAUUAGAUCCGAUCUUUCAAUUAUAUGAUCCAAUUCGUUAUUCGAUUAAUAAGCAAAAAGAGGAUUACAUUAUCAUAUCACCAACCGUUGGCUCUAGGUCUCAACUAAACGAUGGGGGCUGGAUACCCGAUGUCGGUGACGGAGAAGUUUUGAAAGAACCGGUAAGAAAUGUUACAAAUGAUGCAAAUGAAGAUAGAAUGAGAGCUAUUGCUCGAAAAACAAUAGAAAGAGUAGGACGGGCAGAAAUCAACGAUGAUAAGAUAUUCUUUGGAGAGAAUGCUUCAGAUGCAAAAUUAGAAAUAAUGAAUCUCCAAAUUUUCAUACCCGUAAUAACACCAUCAAUUGAAGGAGAAACGAGAAUAUUCAACUCAUUAACUAAAGAUAUUGAAAUAGCUUUUCUUCGUCGCAAUACAUUAGGUAGCAUAACUUUAACUGGAGAAUCCACUACAUGGCCAAUCACUAACACUAUUAAACCAGCAAGAUAUUUAAUGGUUGGUUUCAAGAACUUACCGGAUUCUCAAAGGAAUAAUAAUAAUAUCUUUAGAGUGGCAAUGAACCAAACUCAAGAUCCUUUAAUCCGUAAAGUUCAAGUAAGACUAAACAAUGAUAAUUAUCCUAACCAACCUUUAACAAUUAAUCCAACCACAAAGGAUUAUAAUGAAUUGUAUAGAAACUAUAAAAAUAUGUGUGAAUUAUUUGGAAAUCUACCUCAGUUUGAAUAUGUAGAUGAAUUUAAAUAUUCAUAUUGA